AUGCGCAAGACAUCCUACGUUAUCGCGUUUUUCGCCGUCCUUGCCACGGUCAUUUUGAAUGGUUUCUCCAUCACCCGGCCAGACUGGCUCAUCGUGAACAACCCAGAAGUCCUCCACUCCAAGGUCACCGUCCAGUAUGGGCUCAACAAGCGGUGCGAUAGGCAAGUGAUCACCGUCCCCGGCCUCCCAGAGGGGAGCCGCCUCGCCUACACCGACUACAAGUGCCGCCCCUUCCCCAACCGCGUCGUCGACAACUGCGAGAAGGAGAACAAGACGUUCUGCAUGGUAUGGAGCACCGCGCACUACUUCGCCGAGCUCGGCAUUGGCUUCGGCGUCGUCGCGUGUCUCGCGCUCAUGUUCGGCGUGAGCACCCGCUCGAGGCGGAGGAGAAUCUGGAAGAUGGUUGCGUGGCUCGCAGCGUUCCAAGUUGCCUUCGAAGUCCUCGCCUUCGCUGUCGUGACCCACCUUUACCGCCUCUCCAUGUACCCGUCGUUCGAGCGGGCCCGUCCUGGUACCGCGUACGUCCUCAGCACCCUCUCCUGGAUCGUCGGUGUCCUGGCGACAGCGGGCAUCAUCACUACCGGCAUCUCUGCCACCAAGGGCCACCGCUGGGCUGCAGGCAAACGUGCAUACCGUCCGAUCCAGGGCUGA
Fomitopsis serialis is the source of this 651-nucleotide messenger RNA. RefSeq lists its product as uncharacterized. Lineage: Eukaryota; Fungi; Basidiomycota; Agaricomycetes; Polyporales; Fomitopsidaceae. The transcript has 5 exons. The coding region runs from base 1 to 651 and encodes 216 amino acids. The record is from RefSeq and is a predicted model, not a curated record.